Psilocybe cubensis is the source of this 1035-nucleotide messenger RNA. RefSeq lists its product as uncharacterized. The record is from RefSeq and is a predicted model, not a curated record. NCBI's taxonomy places the organism in Eukaryota, Fungi, Basidiomycota, Agaricomycetes, Agaricales, Agrocybaceae. Gene Ontology annotation, molecular function: DNA-binding transcription factor activity, RNA polymerase II-specific; RNA polymerase II transcription regulatory region sequence-specific DNA binding. The transcript is spliced from 5 exons. Gene Ontology annotation, biological process: regulation of transcription by RNA polymerase II. Gene Ontology annotation, cellular component: nucleus. Bases 1 to 1035 code for a protein of 344 amino acids.
AUGCCUGUUGUCCAAACUCCCUCUCUACCUCUCGCACACAAGUCCUAUCCUCCCUACGACAUGAAUUAUUAUUCUGCUUCAAGUUCGCGCAUCGCAAAGGCCCCCUAUGUCAGGAUCCACACUCCGUCUUUUGAUGGGCCAUUCCCCGGGCAAGAGUUCCCGUCUUAUGAUGGCUACGAUGAUAUCCAUGCGCCUCUUUCACAGUGGAUGAGCACCGGCCAAAUGCAUCCCGAGUCUGAUAUUUUUGAAUCUGCCCAAUGUCCUCCAACCUUCAACGCCGCUCAAUUUGACGGUGGCUCAUAUUACUCUCAACCAGACGAUUCGAUGGACAGCAAUAUUUUUAGCUGGCCUUACGAUGGCGCAAGCGGCUACGAUGCUUCAUUUUCUUCCAUACCGGAGCCGAGCACGUUCCCAAAUGCAUUCUCACCAUCGGUCUCUGUGGUAUCAUGUUCUCCUCGCUCAGAAAGUUUAUCACUUUCACCACAACCCCAAUACCACGAAUACAACUCCUCGUUCAACUUUGACUUCACCAAUGCCAUUCCACAGCAAUUCCCUUCAUCGUCAUCAUCGUCAUCGUGGUCACAGACUCUCACUGUCGAUCAUUCUCCCCGCUCAUCAAUGUCUCACUCACCGGCACCUUCCUGCUCGAGUAUCGAUGCCAAUGAACAUAAGCCAUCUUCAAAAUCGCGUGAUCCCUCCCCCUCCCAGUCGCAGGCAGAGACCGACGCGCAGAACCAACGCCGUCGCUUCCCAUGUGUCAUCAUUGGAUGUGAGAGAAGAUUUACCAGCCAGUACACCCUAAAGGUGCACAUGGAGGCACACAAGCCCAAGCCCCGCUCUUCGUUCCCCUGCACUCUCGGCUGCUCUGAGCGUUUCUCGAGACAGCACGAUCGCCUUCGUCAUGAAGUCGCGAAACACGGCAAGGUCUGCGAGUUCUCUUGUGAAGACUGUGGCCGUUUCUUCUCCACGAAAAAGACCUUGGGGAACCACAAAUGUCCUGUGGCUCAGGGAGGCACUCGGUGGGUCAAUAAUUGA